GCAGAGGGGAAAUUGUGAAAGGGACCUUGAUGUAGAAAAGGCAACCCACAACCGCAUCAACUCUCACAGGAGGGUGAGCUUCGGAGAGGACGAGUCUGAGAGUGGACCCGUCCACUUGUCUGUCCAUCCAACAUGGAACCAAAGCGGCUCAGGGAAGGCUACCUUGUGAAGAGGGGGAGCGUAUUCAACACCUGGAAACCCAUGUGGGUGGUCCUAUUAGAAGAUGGAAUUGAAUUCUAUAAGAAGAAAUGUGACAACAGUCCCAAAGGCAUGAUCCCCCUGAAAGGAAGCACUCUUACGAGCCCUUGUCAGGACUUUGGCAAAAGGAUGUUUGUGUUUAAGAUCACUACGACCAAACAGCAAGACCACUUCUUCCAGGCAGCCUUCCUGGAGGAGAGAGACGCCUGGGUUCGGGACAUCAAGAAAGCCAUUAAAUGCAUUGAAGGAGGCCAGAAGUUUGCAAGAAAAUCCACCAGGAGGUCCAUUCGACUGCCAGAAACCAUUGACUUAAGUGCCUUGUAUUUGUCCAUGAAAGACAACGAGAAAGGAAUAAAAGAAUUGAACCUAGAGAAGGACAAGAAGAUUUUUAAUCACUGCUUCACAGGUAACUGUGUCAUCGACUGGCUCGUGUCCAACCAGUCUGUCCGGAAUCGCCAGGAAGGCCUCAUGAUUGCCUCCUCGCUGCUCAAUGAAGGGUAUCUGCAGCCUGCUGGAGACCUGUCCAAGAUUGCAGCAGACGGAACCGCGGAGAACCCUUUCCUGGACAACCCUGAUGCCUUCUACUACUUUCCAGAUAGUGGGUUCUUCUGUGAAGAGAAUUCCAGUGAUGAAGAUGUGAUUCUGAAAGAAGAAUUCAGAGGGGUCAUCAUUAAGCAGGGGUGCUUACUGAAGCAGGGUCACAGGAGGAAGAACUGGAAAGUACGGAAGUUCGUUCUGAGAGAAGAUCCUGCUUACCUGCACUACUAUGACCCUGCUGGGGGAGAAGAUCCCCUGGGAGCAAUUCACUUAAGAGGCUGUGUGGUGACAUCAGUGGAGAGCAACCCAGAUGGCAAGAGAUGCGACGAUGAGAACCUUUUUGAGAUCAUCACGGCUGAUGAAAUUCAUUACUUCUUGCAAGCGGCCACCCCCAAGGAGCGCACCGAGUGGAUCAAGGCCAUCCAGGUGGUCUCCCGGAGCCGGAAGUGAAGGCGCUCCUGCGGCUUCUCAUCACCCUCCCGCGGGAACCCCAAGGAUAAGCUCGGCCCAGAACCCGUCCUCCUGUGGGAUGGAUCAGCAAGAAAGGGCCCAGGGGUGGGAAGAUUUGUCUGCGGGGAAUUCUGAAUGCAAUUACCACGUGCCCCACGGUGCUCGCCAGCACCACCUUGCUCACUGACACCUCCUUGCCACUCUCCGUGCAUCCCGCGCAGAUGUAAGAAGCUGCGUGGCCUGGGGACACUGCUUAACCUGUCCACGCCUCAGGCUCCUCUUCUGAAAACACGGAGUUGAGCCAGCGCUCUGAGGUCCUCCCCAGCUGGAAAAAGAAAAUGCUUGUGAUUCUAAUACCCGUGGAAGUGAAAGUGCCUCCAGCUGUCCUUCUGGUAUCUUCCCAUGGCUUAGUCUUGGCCUUUGGCUGCAUCCAAAUAGGCCAGAACUCGAGAGAACUCUUCCUUUUUAAACAGUGUUGCAAAUCUGUAGGAAGGGCACUUGGCAGAAACACCUUUGGCUUGUGCUUGGCCAAGAGAUCAAGUAACAAAACAAAAGGGAGCGCUCUUCCUCCUUCCUCACCCUACCCAGAAAUUUCCUAAGAGCCAGAGCUGAAGUACUGGCUUCAGUCACUUACUUUGGCCUGAAAAGUCAUGUCUUCUGAGAAAAAGACCUGAGGAAGCCAUGAAUAGAUGAGUGUCCUUGUUAUUCCCGGAAGCAGAUGUUACUCUAUUUCCACUGAAGCUGAUCUGUCCUUUUCAGGAGCAUUUCUCUACCAUUUAUUAUCAUGCCCGAUUAGAAGGGGAAAACUCAAGUCUUCGAGACACUGUUUCAAUUCAGUGUUUAGGGGAAAAAAAAUAGUAGGAUGGGUUCCCUGCAUAGGUGAGGAGCCUGGGCAGCUGUCUGGCUAAUGGGUCCCCCACCCACCUAGCUCCAGAGGGUGGGGAGGGGCAGGACUGUAGGCUGCUGAGGGGAUGUUGGGUUUAUACAAAGUCAGCACCGAAAGGCCUCUAGACAGAGCUUGUGGUGGCCGUCAGCCCUGAGGAGAGCCUUCAGUUCUCCAGUUAGGGAUGUUGUCGUCCCCGCCUGAGCUUUUUUUUUUAUAUAUAUAUAAAGGAAAUUUAUUUGGUUACAAAUUUACAGUCCCAAGGUGAUAAAAGUGUCCAAACUAAGACAUCAACAUGAGCAUGCCUUCACUGAAGAAUGGCUGAUGGCGUCUGCAACACCUGUGUCAGCUGGGAACCCUCCUGAGCUUUUAAGCACAAGCAGCAGCAGCUCCUGUUGGGCUCUGAGGCUUCACAGCCCCAUUAUCAACCGGAGAUUUGUCUCCAGUUUUUCACCCUGUCCAUUCAUGAGUGAUCUACUCCAAAAUGGUUCUAUGACACCCAUAGAAACAGGUAUAUGUGAGGGUGUGCUUUCCAAAUCUGCAUUUUUAGUUUGAAUGCCCCAGUAAGAAAAUUCUUCCUGAUUUUAUUAGCUCCCAGCUUUCUCUCCCCUAAUUCCAUACCACAUUCACGAGGCUAUUUCUACUCCUUAAUUGUUUCAUCAAUGGCCUAGGGAGACAGGACUACCUUUUUCUCUGAUUCUUUAGUAAAUUGUCAUCUUAGAACAUGCACAGUAUUUUUUCUACAUUCAGUGUUAAAAGUAUUUAUUAACAUAGAGUCAACCUUAUGUUCUGAAAUAAACUUGACUAUUUUUAGCAUC
Messenger RNA from Choloepus didactylus (southern two-toed sloth), 2886 nucleotides. It is a transcript of the gene PLEK, whose product is annotated as pleckstrin. The transcript has 9 exons. Gene Ontology annotation, biological process: actin cytoskeleton organization; intracellular signal transduction. The record is from RefSeq and is a predicted model, not a curated record. Lineage: Eukaryota; Metazoa; Chordata; Mammalia; Pilosa; Megalonychidae. Bases 133 to 1185 code for a protein of 350 amino acids. Gene Ontology annotation, cellular component: plasma membrane.